GAAUUUAAGUUUUGUUUUUAAAGGUUAAACAAAAAGUUCUCUAGAUAAAAUUACGUGCAAAAAUUUAAAAAAGUUAUUAAAAUUAAAAAAAAAAAAGUGUUUGAAAUUUGUCUUACUAUAAUUGCAAAUUCUUUUGCACCUCGAAAGAUAUUUGAAAUAAGAAAAAAUAUGGAUGAAAAAAACGUGACCAGCUCCGAAUCAAAGAAAGCUCAUACAGUGCCAUAUAUUUUAAAAGGAGAAUUUUUCGAAAUUAUAAAACAAGAAGGUGAGGCUGUUACGGUUCGGUGUAGGAAGUGUCCACAGAAAAAUAUUUAUAAAGGUAGUGUAAAAAGCACUGGAAAUUUUCAUAUGCACAUUAAGAGAAAACAUCCAGAGUCAUUAGAAAGACUCCAAGAACUAAAAUUGCAAUCUUUUAUGGAUAGAAAAAUUAAAAUACCGGAGAGAUCAAAACAUCACACACUUUAUACACUUAUCAACAGUAAUAGAGUCAAUAAUGGAAAUAAUAUUUCAACACCUGCUAUAAAUUUAUAUUCAAAUCCAAUUCCCAUUACAAACCAUUUUGAGAUAUCUAGUAAUAACAAUCAACCAAUCAAUUGUUGCAAGAAGGCAAAAAUUACAACUAGUGGGAAUAUAUAUGAACCGAAAAUGAGUAACAUACAGAAUACUCAAGUGAUAAAUACAAGCGAUGAAAUUACGUCAAAAUGUAAUCAAUUUAAAAAUUUGAAUGAUGAAAAAACUAUUGACAAGCAAAACAAUUCAAAUAACUUCUACUCACUAACGCCAAAUGCAACUAAUUUUCAAUUAACAUCAAGUGAACCUUCAUCAAAAGAUCAAUAUUAUACAUUCCAAACGAAUGGCACUUCAAAUAAUAAUCUUCCUAUUACAGCAACAUUAACAGCAGCUUCAAUGAUAUUGUCUCCUACUCAAGAAAUUCUUGGAAAAAUUGAUAAUCACUUGAAAUCGAUUGAAAGGCAAUUGCACUUGCGUAACCAAAUUGAAACGAACAAAAUUUACCUUGAUUUAGCUAAAUUCAAAUAUCUUCAUCCUAAUUUUGCUUUUCAAGGUUAAAAUUGUGAAAAUGUAAGAAAAAAUAUACAUAUGUAUGUAUUAGACAGGAUCUAAUAAUUUAUUGGUUAAAGGACAAAAUUUGUGAAGUCACAUUUGAAUUUUUAUUUUUAUUUUUAA
Condylostylus longicornis is the source of this 1185-nucleotide messenger RNA. RefSeq names its product protein stand still (gene stil). The transcript is spliced from 5 exons. NCBI's taxonomy places the organism in Eukaryota, Metazoa, Arthropoda, Insecta, Diptera, Dolichopodidae. The coding region runs from base 169 to 1068 and encodes 299 amino acids. The record is from RefSeq and is a predicted model, not a curated record.